AUGGAAACGAGAAGCAAACCCCAGCUACUCCUGUUCCUGAUACUUUUCAGUGUGCUUUUCUCGCAGACCUUGGCAUGGCCUCUUUUUGGAGCACCUUCUGCUCUAAGUGUGGGUGACAGAAUGCCUUUUGAAGGAGCAAAUGAACCUGAUCAAAUUUCAUUAAAAGCAGAAACUGAUGUUUUACAGAAUACAUUAGCUGAAAAUGACACACCUUAUUAUGAUGUAUCCAGAAAUGUCAGACAUGCUGAUGGAGUUUUCACCAGUGACUAUAGUAGACUCUUAAGUCAACUUUCUGCCAAAAAGUACCUUGAGUCCCUUAUUGGAAAACGAAUUAGCAUCUCAGAAGACCAGGGACCAAUCAAACGCCACUCAGAUGCAGUCUUCACUGACAACUAUACCCGCCUUCGAAAACAAAUGGCUGUAAAGAAAUACUUGAACUCAAUUCUAAAUGGAAAGCGGAGCAGUGAGGGAGAAUCUCCUAACUUUCUCGAAGAGAUAGAAAAAUGA
This is a messenger RNA of Mesoplodon densirostris (Blainville's beaked whale), 507 nucleotides long. It is a transcript of the gene VIP, whose product is annotated as vasoactive intestinal peptide. Gene Ontology annotation, cellular component: extracellular region; perikaryon; neuron projection. Gene Ontology annotation, molecular function: neuropeptide hormone activity; peptide hormone receptor binding. The record is from RefSeq and is a predicted model, not a curated record. Lineage: Eukaryota; Metazoa; Chordata; Mammalia; Artiodactyla; Ziphiidae. The coding region runs from base 1 to 507 and encodes 168 amino acids. Gene Ontology annotation, biological process: phospholipase C-activating G protein-coupled receptor signaling pathway; negative regulation of apoptotic process; adenylate cyclase-activating G protein-coupled receptor signaling pathway. The transcript has 5 exons.